UCUCCCCGGAGCCCAGUGGCUCCUGCUUCUCAGCAAGGCCCGGUGCCCUCUCUGCCUUUGCUCUGAAACCGGGGCCAGCAGGCUUCCGGGGUGGCUGUGGAGGGUGUCUGUGGCAGCCAGGAACGCAUGGAAGGAUCUGCGUGCGGUUGAAGCAGGGGUGUCGCUGUAAUUGAACGGAUGGGAUCAAAGAACCUGGCCCCUCAGAUCCUGAGGGCCCCGUCCUCCAUUCCUCCUUGUGUUCUUCACUAUCUCCCUCACUCCGAGGGGCUGCUGGGGAGAGGGACCCAGAGUUCAUCAUGAGCCAAUUUAAUUUUGGUGGUAGUGGUGCCACUGGAGGGGGCUUCAAUUUUGGGACACCAAAGACAGCAGCCAGCACGGCCCCCACGGGAUUUUCCUUCUCAACUGCUUCUGGGGGAGGCUUCAGCUUUGGGACACCUGCUCAGAACCCUCCAAGCACCCAGCCUGCAGGCCUCUUUGCCCUUGCUACUCCAACAACAACAACCACACAGAUGUCUGGAUUCAGCUUUGGCACACCUGCCACGUCUGCCCCAGCUGGAAAUGUCUUCACAUUGGGGGGAAAUGCACCUAAGCUGACCUUGGGUAGCACUGGCACAGCUGCAGCUCCUGGCAUAACAGGUGGAUUUGGACUUGGCAGCAGUGGUGGGCUGGGCGGCUCUGUCCCAAGCAGCACGCCUGCCAGCCAGCCAGUGGCUCCUUCAGGCUUUGUCUUUGGUUCGACGACCACUACCCAGCCUGCCACGACUGGAGGUUUCAGCUUUGGAGGUGGGGGAGUCGCCCAGACCGGAACCCCCAACUUCAGCCUUGGCUCAGUGGGGAAUGCGACACAGCAACCCACGCCCACUGGGUUGACGUUUGGAGUGGCCCCUGCCGUGGCCAGCACCCCCAACACCACAGCAGCUGCAUCACAACCAGCUACAGCUUUCAGCCUGGGAACGCAAUCCACAGGUUCAGGAUUUGGGCUCUUGGUUUCAGCAGCAGCUGCCGCCGCCGCCUCUGCCACUUCUGCCCCCACAGCGACACUAAGCCAGGGACCCUCCUUGUCCUUUGGGUCCAAACUUGGAGGUACAGCUGCCACGUCCACAGCCCCCGCCACCACAACUGUAAAUUCCCUCCUUGGGCUCUCUGGGCCUUCGCUUUUUGCCUCCAUUGCAAGCUCCUCUGCACCAGCAGCCUCUACUGCAACCAGCCUCUCGCUUGGCACUCCCUUGACUGGUAUGGCCCCUGCUGUGACUUUGGGGUUUGGCUCAAAAGUCCCUGGAACGCUGACAGCAGCGGCGGCGACAGCCACCACAACAGCCAGUACCACACCUGUCCCCAGUACAGGAUUCACCUUGAACCUGAAGCCCCUGCCCACAACCGGAACUGCAGCCACCACGUCCAGUGUGGCCGCCACCACUACAGUCACGGCUCCUCCGGUGAUGACCUACGUGCAGCUGGAGAGCCUGAUCAACAAGUGGAGCCUGGAGCUGGAGGACCAGGAGAAGCACUUCCUUCAGCAGGCCACGCAGGUCAAUGCCUGGGAUAGGACACUCAUCGAGAACGGGGAGAAGAUUACAUCUCUGCACCGAGAAGUGGAGAAAGUGAAGCUGGAUCAGAAGAGGCUGGACCAAGAACUGGACUUCAUUUUAUCCCAGCAAAAGGAGCUGGAAGACCUGCUGAUCCCACUGGAAGAAUCUGUGAAGGAACAAAGUGGGACCAUCUACUUGCAGCAUGCGGAUGAGGAGCGGGAGAAGACCUACAAACUGGCUGAGAACAUUGAUGCACAGCUGAAACGCAUGGCUCAAGAUCUGAAGGACAUCAUCGAGCACUUGAACACAUCUGGAGGCCCUGCUGACACAAGUGACCCCCUUCAGCAAAUCUGCAAAAUCUUGAAUGCACACAUGGACUCUCUUCAGUGGAUUGAUCAGAAUUCAGCCCUGUUGCAGAGGAAAGUUGAAGAAGUGACCAAGGUUUGCGAGAGCCGGCAUAAAGAGCAAGAACGCAGUUUCCGGAUUACAUUUGACUGAGAUGGACAGCAAGGCCUCUCCUCAAAACACAAGCUUCAGAAACAGUACUUGGAAAAUGUAUAGCUGUAGCUGAAUUGCAACACUUCUUUUAUAUAGUACAAUAAAAGCCCUUUUAGAAAGGAAA
Molecule: messenger RNA, 2151 nt
Organism: Hemicordylus capensis (graceful crag lizard)
Lineage: Eukaryota; Metazoa; Chordata; Lepidosauria; Squamata; Cordylidae
Gene: NUP62CL
Product: nucleoporin 62 C-terminal like
Exons: 13
Coding region: 297-2027 (576 amino acids)
Biological process (GO): RNA export from nucleus; protein import into nucleus
Cellular component (GO): nuclear pore central transport channel; nuclear pore
Molecular function (GO): structural constituent of nuclear pore; phospholipid binding
Source: RefSeq, a predicted model, not a curated record